UGAUUUGCCUGUUCGCUCGCUCUGCUCCCCCCAAGUUCACAGCGCAGCGACUGAUCCUUGCCGCUAUGCCUUAUUGCCCACUACGCCGUUUUCAGCAUGCCGCUUGCCCGCUUGGGAAUAUACGGUCGACAUGGCGUGCAUGCAGUAACACGCGGGUCUGCCAAGUGCCGUCCCUGGAUUUCUCUCUCUUUCUUUGUUUCUUCCCGAGAAUGUGUGGAGUGGAGGCUCAUCCACUAUGAUGCAAGCCGCCUCUCGUUAGUGCCCUGCAUAGUUGGUACCACCAACUGCAUACAUGCUCGUUCUCCAUCCGGCUCCAUUUUUUACCCUGCUUGCCCGCCUGUAGAAUCUCUAGCAGGACGUCACUCAGGCUGUACCGCGGCAGGAAUGAGGGUCUGAUUCUCAAUAUUGAUCAAUACUCACGGAUUGGAGGGCCAGGAGCGCGCUAUCCCGUUUGCGGCUUCUCCAAACAGCAAGUUAUUAAUAUCUCGGCCCUGUCCCACGAUAUUCCCACGUGUUGUCCCUAUUUGCGCCCUCUCUUGUACCACCUUGACAUGAUUCAUCCAAUCUUCCCUUUGGUGACCCUGAGAACGAGCACUAUCAUGAAAAUAUUAGUAUAUACAUAAUCAUCAAACACGGAAUUGGUCUGCCACGGCACCUCGGCUCUCUUCCGCUGACUCAUCUUCCACCUCGGCUAAUUCCCGAUCCAAUCACCUGCUCUUUUUGCGCAUCAUCAAUCGACAGCAUCCAUUCAUCACAACUCUCCCUUCACCCAAGUGACCCACUCCUUCUCCUUCCACAUUUGUGCUGUAAAUUCACGCAUCAUUCGCAUUUCCCUGACGCGUUCCUUCACGCCAUUGUCGCGUGCUAUACACGAGUGAAGAUUCAUUCUCAUACUCUUCGCUUUCCAUACACGUACUAUCGUCGUAUCUUCAAUUCCUCUUACUCGUCUUCCCUAUCAUGUCAUAUACGACAAUCAAAGCUUUGCUAACCCGACAGCCAUGGCCAUUUCACGCUGCGCAUUUACCUUGCCUAUCCGUAUAAUCACCUAGCCCUGCUUCUCACUAAGCUUCGGUCUGCCAAUACAGAAGAACCACCAAUCCAAUAUCCUUUCUUACACCGAGCAAGAUAGAGAGUGAACUCCAGCGAAAAGUGCCCAGCCUCAUGACCUCACAACCUCCAGUUUCCAACAUCACCAGUCCGCUCUCACCUCCACCACCCGGUUUCCCUCUCCAUUUACCCACAGACCCAAACCAAUCCUCUUUUAUUCACGACCGCAGAGCCCAAGCAAUCCACACCCCAAGCAUACCCAUCUUCAUCAAAUGGCGCUGCUGCCAGCCAUCCUGUAACUCGGCGGCCCUCAACCCAAUGACCAACACCACCCACACCAUAGAACACUUUGUUUGCGUCGUAGAUCCCACCCGCCUAAGAUACCACUGGCACCCUGGCUACUGGCACGACGUAUGCUUGCGGUGUGGGCAUCGCGCAUGCAGCGACUGCGCAUUUCUUCAAGUCCAGGGAACUUGCGCCUGGUGGCGCGAUAAGGAGGAAGACGGGAGGGCUAUGUGGGCGCGGAUUGGUGUUUGGGAUGGUCCUGGAGACGUCGAGAGAAUGACGGAGAUCUAG
Periconia digitata is the source of this 1623-nucleotide messenger RNA. The record is from the annotation of a GenBank genome assembly. Lineage: Eukaryota; Fungi; Ascomycota; Dothideomycetes; Pleosporales; Periconiaceae.